Cynoglossus semilaevis (tongue sole) is the source of this 2475-nucleotide messenger RNA. RefSeq names its product protein sprouty homolog 3. Gene Ontology annotation, biological process: negative regulation of MAP kinase activity; animal organ development; negative regulation of fibroblast growth factor receptor signaling pathway. Lineage: Eukaryota; Metazoa; Chordata; Actinopteri; Pleuronectiformes; Cynoglossidae. Gene Ontology annotation, cellular component: cytosol; membrane. The transcript has 2 exons. The record is from RefSeq and is a predicted model, not a curated record. The coding region runs from base 933 to 1853 and encodes 306 amino acids.
AGGGAGGAAGGGAGGAGGAGGAGGAGGGGGUGACCACUAUGUGUGUGUGUGUGUGUGUGUGUGUGUGUAUGAGUAAGAGAGAGAGAAAGUGCCUCCAGCUCUCAGUCAUUCAUCUCUUGGUCAGAGAAGAGGAAACUACAACAGGACGAAGAGACAGAGAAAAAAAGAGAAGCUGCUGCAAAGUCCUGAGACUCUCACCUUCAAAAGCUGCAUUUUUAAUUCUCUUUUUCCAGACAAAAUCACUGACCACUGCAACACUGAGAUAAACCCACCAGGAAAUUGUUAUUAUAAUUAAAAGCCAGAAGAUUCUGUUUAUCAUUGGAUUUUUUGAAGUAUAUUUUUUUGCAUCUUUAAAGAUUUUUGCGACUCAAACCCCUACAUGUACUGUAUGUAAAAAAGGGGGCUUCUGUCACUUUUCUUUUUUUUUUUUUUUUGCUUUUUCUCCUUUUUUCCCUGAGUGGUGACCUCAGUGGGAUCAGAGUGCUCCAGGACGAGCUCCGGGAAAAGGAGGAGGAGAGGGAGGAGUAGGAGAAGGGCGUCACACCGGGAGACAGAGAAGGAGAGAAAAAGCAUCCUCCCCUCCUUCCUCACCCAUCAUUAUAUUACACCAAUUCAACACUACAUCUUUACAGUAACACUCUAUAUUUGCAGACGACAUACAAAUGUGUCCGCAAAUAAAUCCUUGCUUUUGUAGCUAGUACGACCAAUCAACUCACAGAAAGUGCUUCAAGACCAACAGAAAAACCCCAUCGGUAACUCAUUAACAGACACUUUCAUACAAUUACACACGAUUACAACCAGGACAAGUCGCCGAGUCGCUGCAGAAUGGAUCUCCCAGCGGUCAGAGGACUGUCCGAUGUGCCGUGAGGGUUGGGAGCCCACCCCCCAGCUGUGGCCUGCAGUCCUGGUGACACCCAGCCUGGCUCACCAGCAUGGACUCCACUCAUUCCUUUAGGAUGGAGCUGGACGGGCUGGACCUCCAGCAGGUGCCAGUGCUGUCGCUUGACCAGAUACGUGCCAUCCGGGCCAACAAUGACUAUGUGGAAAGGCCUGUGGCGCUGGAACCGGCAUCACAGUCUGGAUUUUUCUACGCCCACGAAGACCGCUACCCACACGGAGUAUAUACCCAUCAUCCCCAGACCUCCUUCCAUCCCGCCAUACCCCGAAGCCAAAGUCAGCAGCAGCACUCUCACCUUUCCCACCUGAGCCGCUCCAGUACCAUAAGCUCUUCCAUUUCUCGGACCAGUGCCACGUCAGACCAGCGACUGCUGGCAGGUUUGACGCCAUCUCACUCUGGGAUCAGUUCAGUGGUGCGUUCUCAACCUAAAGGAGAACUGAAGUCAGACAACUCCUUUGGUAAAGGCCUGACAGCAGAUGAGGCUGGGCUCGGCCCCCACAUGUUCAUCUGUGAGCGAUGCGCUCGUUGCAAGUGCCAGGAGUGUUGUGCCCCCCGCCGCCUGCCUUCCUGUUGGGCCUGCGGGCAGCGCUGCCUUUGCUCUGCGGAGAGCGCAAUUGAGUACAGCACCUGCUUAUGUUGUGUCAAAGGCUUGUUCUACCACUGCUCCGCCCAGGACGACGAGGACAACUGCGCCGACAGACCGUGCUCCUGCACCUCGGCUCACGCUUGUGCCCGCUGGGGCACUAUGGGGUUGCUGGCAGUCUGCCUGCCCUGUCUCUGCUGCUACCCACCUGCCCGGCUGUGCCUUGCCCUGUGCCAGUGCGCCCAUGACCGGGCCACACGUCCCGGCUGCAGGUGCAGCAACACCAACACCGUGUGCCGCAAGAUUUCCGCCUCCAACCCUAACUGUAAUCACCCUUCUUUCCGCGGCAAAUCCUUGGAGAAGCCAUUAUGACAGACUUGGAUCUGGGGUGUCAGAUAAAUCCACUACGUUUAGGCCAUCGCAAGAGUGCUACUGCUGACAGAGUACCUAACAUAACAACACACCGACAAACCAAACUAUAAUUAAGUGUUGCUCAGCAAAUGUACUUCUUCUCCAGCUCAGGAGGGACCAAAGCUUUACUGUGCCUGUUCAUUUGAAGCCGAAAUGCAUAAGAAACAAACAAACAAAAGAAAUCCUGCUCUGCUGGACUACCCUACAACCUUAACCAUGACCUGUGGACCUAGAUCAACACUGUCUCUGUGCAUUCUGUGAGUCUUCAGAUCGAUUUCAUUUUCAGUUUCGCCCCUGGCCUUUGUAAAACACUGAGACAGGUGAUGGACCAAAUCAAAAAGGCACAUUAAGUGACUCACUGUGUCUGGUCUAAUGCCAACAAAAUUAUCUUUCUUCUUGAAAGGAUGAAUCAGAUGAAGCGUUAAAGACGGCCAUCGCAGUGACUCAACAAAAGUGGCUGAAGAUUAAUGAGGUCAUUGGAUGAAACCACUUUUCUUUGGAGUAGACGUCUGACUGCAGAUAUGCCAAGAUAUAAAAGUCAGAAGAAAGACACUUGUAAACAACAGGUUAACACCAAAAAAAG